This is a messenger RNA of Schistocerca piceifrons (Central American locust), 1368 nucleotides long. RefSeq lists its product as uncharacterized. The record is from RefSeq and is a predicted model, not a curated record. The coding region runs from base 1 to 1368 and encodes 455 amino acids. The transcript has a single exon. Lineage: Eukaryota; Metazoa; Arthropoda; Insecta; Orthoptera; Acrididae.
AUGGAGGAAACUGAGCAGACAACGCUCUCAAAGUUCGUCAAACGUCGUGGUUCCCAUGCUAAGGUUGAUUCAGAAGUUGUUUCUUAUAUUUGUCACCGGUCUGGUAAGUUUGUGUCUAGAGGAAAAAACGUGCGAUGUCUUAAAUUGCAAGGUAGUAGUAAGAUUGAUGCACUGUGCCCUGCUAAGAUGAGAGUAGAUAUGAAAAAGAAUGGAACCUGCUGUGUGAAAUAUGUUUCAACCCAUGUUGGCCACAAAUCCGAGUUAUGUCAUCUGCAACUAACAAAAAGAGAAAGGGAAAGUAUUGCUGCAGAUAUAGCAAGUGGCAUACCAUUCUCUGUCAUAUUAGACAAAAUUCGAGAUACAGUUGUAGAUUCGAACUUGGAAAGGAUACAUUUGAUUACGAGACAGGAUCUACAUAAUAUAGAUCAGUCUUAUAAUUUGUCCUUCAAGUCAAUAAGACACCAUAAUGAUGCAAUAAGUGUAGAAGCAUGGGUAAAUGAAGUAAAUGGUGGAGACAGUCCUUGUGUGCUUUUCUAUAAACCACAGGAUGUAGUCCUUGAUUCGUACCCACAAUUAAAGCGCUCUGAUUUUGCAUUGAUAAUUAUGAACAAUGCUCAAGGCGAGAUAUUAAAGAAAUAUGGGAACGACUGCGUUUGUGUUGAUGGGACACAUGGUCUUAAUGGAUAUAAUUUUGAACUUAUAACUCUACUAGUGCUAGACAAUCUAAGACAAGGGUUUCCAUGCGCGUUUCUAAUAUCUAACAGGAAUGACUCCCAGAUGCUGUCCAUAUUUUUCCAGCACAUAAAGAGGCAGGUUGGAUCAAUUUCGCCAAAUGUUUUUGUGUCGGAUUUGGCCGAGUCUUUCUUUAUUGCAUGGAAUGAUGUCAUGACAGCUCUAUCUAUGCGACUUUAUUGUACAUGGCAUGUUGAUAGAUGUUGGAGGAAGAAUAUCAAAUGUAAGAUUCAAGGUGUAGAAAAACAAGGUGAAGUAUAUAAGCAAAUCAGAACUUUGAUGCAUGAGCAGGAUGUAAAUUCAUUUGAUGAGAUGUUAAAUAUUGUGCUAGAGAGAUUGGAAUGUGAUCCUGAUACAGUUCAAUUUGCCACAUACUUCCGAGACAACUAUGUUGGGAAUGCAAAUUGUUGGGCAUAUUGCCAUAGAUUGAAUGCUGGAAUCAAUACCAACAUGCAUAUAGAAAGAAUGCAUCGCACUAUUAAAUAUAUAUAUCUAGGUAGUAAAUGUGUCAAGCGUUUAGACAAAGCUAUUUUUGCAUUGAUGUCAUUUGUGAAGCACAAGCUGUUUGACAGGCUUAUUGUGCUAAAUAAAGGUAAACUGACAAGUAAACUUAAGGACAUUCGCCUUCGGCAUUAA